Molecule: messenger RNA, 1306 nt
Organism: Archocentrus centrarchus (flier cichlid)
Lineage: Eukaryota; Metazoa; Chordata; Actinopteri; Cichliformes; Cichlidae
Gene: syndig1l
Product: synapse differentiation inducing 1-like
Exons: 4
Coding region: 460-1272 (270 amino acids)
Cellular component (GO): intracellular membrane-bounded organelle; membrane
Source: RefSeq, a predicted model, not a curated record
GCGUCUCUAAACCUCCCCGCACCAGGAAUCUCUCCCCCUCUCCCUUACAGAAGGUAUUUUAACUUUGCAAAGACGACAAAAUUUCAGUGGGCAAAUGGCUUAUUGAGGAGAGCGACCUUCAAAUUUAUAGAGGAGAGAAAUUACGAGGCUGUGGCGGCAGUGGGUUUUUUUUCUUUCGUGCGAAAUGAUUGGCCAUUUCUUCAAAUGAGAAAGUCUGAGAAAUGUCUUUUUCUGUGGGCGACACCAUCAGCAUCCGAGCCAUAAUGUACAGGCGAAAACAAGCGAGUCUUUGCAUCCGCCAAACAAUAUCUGGAUUGGGGAGAACUCAAAGGUCUCAGAGUGCUUAAUGUCAUUAACUCCUUCACUGACAUAAACCAGUCACCAAGGAGCCUAUUUAAAGUCACUCUUCAUCUCUCUUCUAUCACUGAGAAGCUCCUUCCACGCUCUACCACUGCUGAUAUGGAGAAUCUCAGUGAACUCCAAAACCCGUUGCUGGACAAAAACAGUAAACACAUGAUCAACGGUUAUGGAGGAGAAUUCCCUAACAAUCAUUACCAGGAAAACAUUAUAAAUUACUUUGCUGGAGGAGGAGGAGGUGGUGGAGGUGAGGGCGGAGGAGGAGGAGGAAAAGUGAGUAAUGGCAAUGCAGUGAGCGGAAGUUACAAUACCAAUGGGAAGGUGAAAUCUCAGCAGUUUUUGGAUGCCACCUCGCUACAUCUGGCAGUAGAAGCCUUCUACAGACCCAACUUCAUCCUGUACAAGGAGGACAGUGGCAGCAUUAAGGCUAAGGAAUAUAGAAACGAGUGCUGUGAGACCACCUUCACAGAGAAAAAGGCUAAGGAGGUGUCCAACACAACCGGUGCCGACACACCCGGCACAGAGGAUCCUCAGGCGAAGCUGCUGGAGGAUGGUGAACACAUCAAGAUCCAAACGGUUUCCUAUGAGGUGGAGGAGGAGGAGUAUGUGGAGUACGAGACAGACUGUUCCACCGACAGUGAGAGCGAAGACAACUUCAUAGUUGUCCCUCCACGAGACCAUCUCGGCCUGGCCAUAUUCUCCAUGCUCUGCUGUUUCUGGCCUUUGGGGAUUGCAGCAUUUUACUUCUCACAAGGGACCACUAAAGCAGUGAACAAAGGUGACUUCCCACUGGCCAACAUUGCCUCCCGAAGGGCUUUGUUCUUAGCUGCCCUCUCCAUCACUAUAGGCACCGGUGUGUAUGUAGGGGUGGUGGUAGCGCUCAUUGCCUACCUCUCUAAACCAGGGCACAUAUAGCAGUCACACCUUCUUUCCAAACACCUCCAGGGAG